AGGAACAGCCACAAUUCUCUACAACAGCAGAUAAACAAAUAGAAAUAGAGAAAAUAUUAUUGAUCUUAGAUAACAUUUAUGAUUCGAUUGGUGAAGGACAAUUAUAUUUUACAUCAGGACGUCUUGAUAGCAAUUCACUUACAUAUGGUGAAAUCAAUUGCUUCAUUAGCUGGAUUAGAUAUGCAGUCCGGACAUUAAUUUAUUGGUGUAUCGCUCAGAUGGAGUUAAAAGCUCAAAUGCAGGAAUAG
This is a messenger RNA of Funneliformis caledonium, 248 nucleotides long. The record is from the annotation of a GenBank genome assembly. Lineage: Eukaryota; Fungi; Glomeromycota; Glomeromycetes; Glomerales; Glomeraceae.